Molecule: messenger RNA, 2209 nt
Organism: Brassica napus (rape)
Lineage: Eukaryota; Viridiplantae; Streptophyta; Magnoliopsida; Brassicales; Brassicaceae
Product: probable inorganic phosphate transporter 1-3
Exons: 2
Coding region: 9-1574 (521 amino acids)
Biological process (GO): transmembrane transport; phosphate ion transport
Cellular component (GO): membrane
Molecular function (GO): phosphate transmembrane transporter activity
Source: RefSeq, a predicted model, not a curated record
CUCAAGGAAUGCCUGAAAAACAACUAGGAGUGCUUAAGGCACUUGAUGUUGCGAAGACGCAACUGUACCAUUUCACGGCGAUUCUCAUUGCUGGAAUGGGUUUCUUUACUGAUGCCUACGAUCUCUUCUGUGUCUCUCUGGUGACCAAACUCCUUGGCCGCAUCUACUACUUCAAUCCACUGUCAGACAAGCCUGGCUCACUUCCCCCUCACGCUGCGGGAGCGGUCAAUGGUGCGGCUCUUUGUGGAACCCUUGCUGGUCAGCUCUUCUUCGGAUGGCUCGGUGACAAGCUUGGAAGAAAAACAGUGUAUGGUAUCACUUUGAUCAUGAUGACUUUGUGCUCCAUCGGUUCGGGUCUCUCCUUCGGUAACAAAGCCACGGGUGUCAUGACCACCCUCUGCUUCUUCAGGUUUUGGCUGGGAUUUGGUAUUGGAGGUGACUACCCUCUUUCUGCGACUAUUAUGUCUGAAUACGCCAACAAGAAGACUCGUGGUGCUUUCAUCGGUGCGGUAUUUGCUAUGCAAGGUGUUGGUAUAUUAGCUGGAGGUUUUGUGGCACUUGUAGUAUCUUCUAUAUUCGACAUGAAGUUUCCAGCACCAACCUAUAAAGUUGAUAGGGUUCUCUCAACGCCUCCUCAGGCUGAUUACGUUUGGCGAAUCAUCGUCAUGUUUGGUGCUCUACCCGCAGUCUUGACUUACUACUGGCGCAUGAAAAUGCCAGAGACCGCUCGGUACACUGCCUUGGUCGCAAAAAACAUCAAACAAGCCACACAAGAUAUGUCCAAGGUCUUACAAAUACAACUUGAGGUGGAGGAAAGAGCGGCGGAUAUCAUGAAAGACCCCAGACUUAGCUAUGGCUUGUUCUCCAAGGAAUUCGCCAAACGACAUGGUCUUCCACUACUCGGAUGUACAACCACAUGGUUCUUGCUUGACAUUGCCUUUUACAGCGAAAACCUGUUCCAAAAGGAUAUCUUCUCGGGUAUCGGAUGGAUCCCAAAGGCAUCCACUAUGAACGCCAUCCAUGAGGUUUUCAAGAUUGCUAGGGCUCAAACUCUCAUCGCGCUCUGUAGUACUGUCCCUGGUUACUGGUUUACGGUUGCGUUUAUUGAGAUCAUGGGAAGAGUCGCGAUCCAGCUGAUGGGAUUCUUCAUGAUGACUGUCUUUAUGUUUGCCAUUGCCUUCCCUUAUGAUCACUGGACCAAACCGGAGAAUCGUUUAGGGUUCGUGGUUAUGUACUCUCUCACUUUCUUCUUUGCCAAUUUUGGACCAAACGCAACCACUUUCAUUAUACCGGCUGAGAUAUUCCCAGCUAGGCUAAGAUCCACGUGCCAUGGGAUAUCGGCCGCAACAGGUAAGGCUGGAGCCAUCGUGGGAGCUUUUGGGUUCCUAUACGCAGCUCAGCCACAGGACAAGACCAAGACGGACGCAGGAUAUCCACCGGGAAUUGGAAUCAAGAACUCACUGAUCACGCUUGGUGUCAUCAACUUCGUCGGUAUGCUCUUCACCUUCCUUGUCCCUGAGCCCAAAGGAAAAUCCCUCGAAGAACUAUCCGGUGAGAAUGAGGUUGGGAAAUGAUCAUGGAGAAAUUGUUGUUUUUGUAUUUUUCAAUUUUAUUAUGUGGAGUGUGGAGUUUGUUUUGUUUUUCUUCUGUUUUUCACCGAUCUUGACGAUAUGAUGUUUAUAAGAAGAAUAAUAUUUCUAAUCUUCCGAACGUUAGCGAACUUGAUUGGAUUCUGUUGGGAAGAAGAUGAAGUUGAUGUAUUUUUUUGAGAGAAAUAUCUAUGUGUUAAAAGUAUUAUUGUGAUGUAAACCAUAUGUUAAAAUCCUAGCUAAUAGGUAGCCUAGUGGUUGAAUUAUGUGUAGAUUCAAGUUUCAGUCUUGGGUUUGAUUCUCUUUGCAUUUAAAUUUUUGUUUUAAAUAAAUUAACUAAACAAUGUAUAAGUUCAAAAAAGUAGACAAAUCUUAAACAGGUUACCAACAAUUAAAUAAACAUCAAUUAUGAUUUAUGAGAUAAUCACUACAAGAAAACAGCAAGGAUUCUGAGGGAAAAAAAUCGUCGGAAUUUCGUCGGAAUAUCGUUAUUCCGACGACAUACCGACGAAACAAGUCAUCGGAAAUAAUUCCUCGGAAUUUCUUCUUUCCUCGGAAAUCCCUCGGAAAUUUCCGACGGAAUUCCGAGGAACCAAAUUUCCGAGGAAAUUCCGAGGAUC